AUGCUACAAGUAAUUCAGAAUUCCUCAGAGGUUUCUAGUCAUAGAAUACCAAUGGAUUUCUCGCCCUACCUCCUGUCUUCAAGUCCACCUGCUUCAGGCUUCGAUCUGAUGGGCUACUCCAGUCAGCACUCACAUGGUCACAUGGGGCUGAAUACAUCCUCGUUUCAAAGUAGUGGCAAUCCCAUUCAUUAUUCUUAUUCUCAGAUGUAUCAAACACAUGACAAAAAUCAUAAUGUCAGUAAAAGCAGAAACAAACCGUUGAAAUCCAUAAUAAUUAAAGCAGAGUCAUCCAAUGACUGUGAUGGAGACACGAGUCCAGAUAGUCCUUAUUCUCCAGGCCGGCUCCAAAAGAAGGUCUCAUUUGCUGACCACAAAGGACUUGCAUUGGCACAAGUUCGUUUAGUCACAGAGGGUCCAGAUGAACCGCCUCAUUUGAAUCCUGAGAUCUUAUCCUCAUUGACUCUUGGUGCAAACGCAGAUGUGACAUGCAAGCCUCCCAUCAAACUCUGCUUCGCCCAGCCGGCAUCUGACUAUCUCGCAUUCAGAGAAAAGAUCAACAAGAAUUUGGUGUCGUUAGAAAAUGUUAUUUUGAGGGACUAUACGGUGGAGGGUACGAUUAAAGUGAAAAACAUUGCCUUCGAAAAAAGUGUGUUUGUGCGGCUGUCACUUAAUGAAUGGGAAACUUUCGAAAAUAUUGAUGCAACAUACGUGCCUGGUCCCGGGUUGAGUUAUUCUGAACCUUAUGACACUUUUUCGUUUAAAAUGGAAAUACCACCAACUUUUGACGUAUCCAAGAAAUUACAGUUUGCCGUAUGCUUUGAAGAAAAUGGGAACCAACACUGGGACAACAAUGACGGCGUAAAUUAUUGUAUUGUGUCAGAACAUUAUGAUAAUUAUAAAAUGUCUACGCCGGUUGGACCCGCCUACAAUCCUCGAUGGCUUCCAGAGAAACGUACAGAUUCAUGGACAGAAUUCUCUGUGUGGCGAGACGUUGAAAUAGCUACCCCAUAUUACUGA
This is a messenger RNA of Candidula unifasciata, 1017 nucleotides long. The record is from the annotation of a GenBank genome assembly. NCBI's taxonomy places the organism in Eukaryota, Metazoa, Mollusca, Gastropoda, Stylommatophora, Geomitridae.